AUGCGUGAGGCAAUCUGCAUUCACAUCGGCCAGGGUGGUGUGCAGAUCGGAAACGCUUGCUGGGAGCUUUUCUGCCUUGAGCAUGGCAUUCAGCCGGAUGGUCAGAUGCCCAGCGAUAAGACCAUCGGUGGUGGAGAUGACGCAUUUAACACGUUCUUCUCGGAGACUGGUGCUGGCAAGCAUGUCCCACGCUGCGUGAUGGUGGAUCUCGAGCCGACGGUCGUGGAUGAGGUCCGCACCGGAACCUAUCGUCAGCUUUUCCACCCCGAGCAGCUGAUUUCCGGCAAGGAGGAUGCGGCCAACAACUUUGCGCGCGGCCAUUACACGAUCGGGAAAGAGAUCGUCGAUCUGGUGUUGGACAGGAUCCGCAAGUUGGCCGACAACUGUACUGGCUUGCAGGGCUUCUGCGUGUACAACGCCUGCGGGGGCGGAACUGGCUCCGGCUUGGGCUGCCUCAUGCUCGAGCGCCUGUCCGUGGACUACGGGAAGAAGAGCAAAAUCUCCUUCACGGUGUGGUGCUGUCCACAGGUGGCAACAGCCGUGGUCGAGCCCUACAAUACCGUGCUGUGCGUCCACUCUUUGUUGGAGCACACUGAUGUGACGAUUAUGUACGACAACGAGGCGCUGUACGACAUUUGCCGCAGGAACCUGGACAUUGAGCGGCCGACCUACACCAACCUGAACCGUCUCAUUGCCCAGAUCAUCAGCUCCCUCACGGCCAGCCUUCGCUUCGAUGGAGCCUUGAACGUGGACAUCACGGAGUUCCAGACCAACCUGGUGCCGUACCCGCGCAUCCACUUCAUGCUCACGUCCUACGCUCCGGUCAUCUCCGCCGAGAAGGCCUACCAUGAGCAGCUGUCCGUUGCGGAGAUCACCAUGUCCGUGUUUGAGCCGGCUUCCAUGAUGGUGAAGUGUGAUCCGCGUCACGGCAAGUACAUGGCCUGCUGCAUGAUGUACCGCGGUGAUGUUGUGCCGAAGGACGUGAAUGCCGCGGUGGCCACCAUCAAGACCAAGCGCACCAUCCAGUUCGUGGAUUGGUGCCCCACCGGCUUCAAAUGCGGAAUCAACUACCAGCCCCCCACCGUGGUCCCAGGUGGAGACUUGGCCAAGGUCAUGCGCGCCUGCUGCAUGAUCUCGAACUCCACCGCCAUUGCAGAAGUGUUCUCGCGCAUCGACCACAAGUUUGACCUCAUGUACUCGAAGCGUGCCUUCGUGCACCACUACGUGGGCGAAGGCAUGGAGGAAGGUGAGUUCUCCGAGGCGCGCGAGGACCUGGCCGCGCUGGAGAAGGACUACGAGGAGGUGGGCAUUGAGACCGCCGAGGGAGAAGGCGAGGAAGAAGGCUACGGAGACGAGUUCUGA
Messenger RNA from Symbiodinium natans, 1362 nucleotides. Lineage: Eukaryota; Dinophyceae; Suessiales; Symbiodiniaceae. The record is from the annotation of a GenBank genome assembly.